Eublepharis macularius is the source of this 5013-nucleotide messenger RNA. RefSeq names its product katanin interacting protein (gene KATNIP). Lineage: Eukaryota; Metazoa; Chordata; Lepidosauria; Squamata; Eublepharidae. The record is from RefSeq and is a predicted model, not a curated record. Bases 130 to 4809 code for a protein of 1559 amino acids. The transcript is spliced from 26 exons.
UCAACAGCUACAGGCUGCGGCUGUUGUUGUUGUUGUUGUUGUUGUGAGAGGAAAAUGAGGACAGCGUGAGGAUCGGUGCUUCCGGGUCGGCCGGAAGCGAGCGCAGGCUUUCCGGGCAGAGUCAAGGACAUGGAGACUGACUUUGAUGAGAAGCACGAUGAACAUUUAGUAUUGCUUCAGCAGAGAAACAGGCUCUUGAGACAUCUUCAGAGGAAAGACCCUGUACAGAUCAAGCUGGAGCAGUUGGAACAAGGCUUCACUUUAUAUGUGAAUGGAGCCAAUUCAGAACCAGGCCGCAAGAAGGUCAGCUUUCAGAAGACUUUCAGAAGUGGCACACGAACAGCGAGGGCAUAUGAUACUGGCCCAAGAGUCCUAUUGAGAGAAGGUAUGCAAGUGAGGAGCACACGGAGUGCCCCAAGUAAAAACCAGCGCAGAGAAUGGCUCCAGAAAGCUGUACAGAUCAAAACAGAAAAUGGAUCUAAGCUCUACGUUGCUCCUCCUACAGAGUACUCUGAUGAUUUUGAACCUUACGAGAGCCUUAACCUGGAGACAAGUGAUUGUGAGCAAAAUGGCCCCUCCCAGGAACUCCAACAGAGCUUGGAAUUGGAUGUAAGCCAGAACAGGAUGGAGAAAGAUUGGGUGGCUGCUGCCCCUCAUGAAUUAUCUGGUGAGGAGGACUCUGAGACUGUGGAAGAGGAGGUGUCUGCUCAACCCUUGGAAGAGUCACUUGAAGUUUCCCAAGAGAGCCCCAAGUCCUUUCUCCAGGCUAUAGCCACCUUUCCAGUGGCUGGAAGAUACAGCAGCUUGGCUGCUGAAUCUCAUAAUGUGCUGGAAUCCAGCACAAGCUUGAAGAAGGAGCAAGUUCUUUCUGCAAAAACAAGGGAGAAUGCUGAAACCUGCAUCCUGACCAAGCCUGUGAUGGUCAAAAGUCAAAACAUUUGUCCGCCCUCUGGUGGGUGUUUGCACCAGGAAGAACAGAAAACAACCCCCUCCAGACUAGUAAGACAAACAGAAAAUCCACUCUCUGCAAUUCAAAAGAAUGCAUGCAAGAAGAAGGACCCUGCGCACUCUACCUCCUUUGUCCUGAAAGCCAUGCAAGCAGAAAAUGAAACUCUUCAGAAGGAGAUCCUCUGCAGGCACCAGGAGGCUUCAGUGGGCUCCCAGUGUGCUGAGCUGCAGCAACCAAUCUCUGCAGAGUUGCUGUCACCAUCUGCUUCUGCAGCCACCAAGACUCCCCCAAAGCAACUGGAAGGAAGAGUAAUCUCCACAGCCAUCAACAGGAUUGGCCUCUUGGAAAACAGGCCACAGAAGAAGCUUUUGAAAGUGCUGCAAGAGAUCGAGAGGCCAUCGGCCUGCCAUGACCCUGCAGUUCUAGGUUCUGUCCAGCCACAGCCUCAACUUCUGGACCAAAUGGAAUUGGGACGAGACGUCCAGGAUGCCAUUUAUGUCACCCUGGAGAUCCUCUCCAACUGGGGGAAUUCACAGAGGGUGGGCCUGACAGAAGUGGAAUUCUUUGACCUGCAUAAUGGGAAAGUAUUUGUCUCUCCUCAUGAUGUGGACAUCAGACAUGCUGACUCACCCAGAGACCUCUGCUGUUUGGUCAACAGGGACCUGCACGUUAGCAAAGAACAUAGUCCUUGGACAUGCCGUUUCCAGCCACCGGUGCAGCUGUAUUUUGUGCUCCGAAAUCCCAGCCUAUCAGGUGACUUUGGGAUAUCCAGGAUCAGGAUUUGGAAUUAUUACACACCUCUUCUUGGCGAUCUCAAUAUAGGAGCAAGAAAUGUAACUGUCUAUGUUGACGGAACCCUGGUCUUUGCUGGAGAAUUGCAAAAAAGCUGUGGCAAUACUGAUACUGAUGACAGUACUACUAUUGACCUCCAGAAGAGCAGCAUCCUUUCUCCUAAAGAAAGGGAAGGAAGGGUUUGGAACCAGGAGCCAGGCAAGCUGUUGUUAAAUCUGAACUCUUCUGCAGAAGAAAAUUGCCCCAAAGAAAAGGUGACCCCCAUCGGUCUUGUUAAGGCAGAAGAGCGCUCCCACAUGCCAUCAGACUCCAUUUCCUUGGAAAAUUUUAAGAGUCCUUCCUCUCCAGAGAUCCCAGAGCCUGUCCAUUGUGAGGAUGAAUUUUCUCUGAGCGAACAAAUGGACAAACUCUCAGGCAGAAAAAUGACUCAAAUUCUGCCCUCUUCUUAUGCAAGCGAAAAGAGCAAAGCAAGCACUGUUACGGAAAAGCUGCCUUUGUGGUUUGAAUCAGCUUCCCCUUUGGACCUCAGAGUCCAACUGUCCUCUGGGAACAUGAAGAGGGUUUCUCUAGAAACAACAGGUGAGAACUCGCACCUCUAUCUAGCUGAGUUUGAGAGAGGCUGCGGUGGGGCUGCAGGUGCUGAUGUGAAGCCACCAACAAUAGCUAGAAGGGAGUCCGCUGCGGACUUGGACUUUCUAAAUCUGCUGUCCUGCAAGUUUGGUGGCAUACCUGAGCAUGUCCCUCUAGGGAGAAAUAGAGGAAAGGAAGAAUUCAGCAAUGACUCUUGUGGAGAUGAAGCUCUCUGUGACAAAGGUGAUGAGCCUCUGUCUGCCAAGGGCCCAAGGCCUUCUCGAGCCAAGUGGGGCAGUGCCCAGGAGCAUGCUCUGCAGGAGUCAUGGAAUUCUCUCCAGAAGUUCAAUCAUUCUCACCGCGGUCGAAUCUCCAACAUGGAUUUCCAAGGGGAUAUUUUUGAUGAAUUUCUCCAUCAGCAGAAAAUCAGCCGGCAAGGAGAUCAGCCAUUUAAGAUAAAAGAUCCUGGUUCCCUAGUGCUGCCAAAAGGGCAGGAAGGACAAAUUUGCCUGGAGCUAGAGGAUGGGAAUGAUUUUAAAAUCCCAGUCUUGCCUUAUGGGCAGUAUUUGAAAAUAGACAUCAGGUCUACCUGGGGAGACCGGCACUAUGUUGGUCUUAACGGGAUCGAACUGUUUAGCUCUGAAGGCGAACCUAUUCAGAUUGCCAAAAUCAAAGCCAACCCACCUGAUAUCAACAUUUUACCAGCCUAUGGCAAAGACCCCAGAGUGGUGGCCAAUUUACUGGAUGGGGUGAAUAGGACCCAAGAUGACAUGCAUCUCUGGCUGGCUCCCUUCACCCUUGGGAAGUCCCACUCCAUCUCUUUGGAUUUUGUGAAGCCUUGUGCAGUGGCUAUGAUUCGGAUUUGGAAUUAUAACAAGUCUCGCAUCCACUCUUUCCGAGGUGUAAAGGAUAUCACCAUACUUCUGGAUGAGCAGUGUGUCUUCAAAGGCGAAAUUGCCAAGGCUUCCGGGGCACUCUCUGGAGCGCCAGAACAAUUUGGAGACACCAUUUUGUUCACAACUGAUGAUGAUAUUUUGGAAGCCAUAUUCUGUUAUGAUGAGUCCUACAAGGAGGAAGCCAAAAAUGUGUGCAGCCUGAGGUACGAGGAAGAGCUGAAGAGGCCGAGAACUGCCGAUGGGGAGGGGGAUGAAAGGCCCUUCACUCAAGCUGGAUCAAGGACCAAAGAUCAACAGAGCCAAGAGCAAGCCACUGUGCCUGAUUCCAUCCCAGAGACGGUAACCAAGGAACCUGGCAUUUAUACUGGAAAGUGUCUUCAGCUGAACUUCACAGCUUCUUGGGGAGAUUCACAUUAUCUUGGACUAACAGGGCUUGAGGUGGUCAGUAAGGGUGGACAAGCUCUACCGUUGUCUUUGGACCAGAUCUUCGCCUCUCCUCAGGAUCUGAAUGACCUUGCAGAAUACACUGAUGAUUCUAGGACCUUAGACAAACUAAUAGAUGGGACCAACAUCACAAUGGAAGACAACCACAUGUGGCUUAUUCCAUUCAGCCCUGGAGAAGAUCACAGACUUAUCAUCCAGUUUGCUGAAGCAGAAAAUAUUGCAGGACUUCGCAUCUGGAACUAUAAUAAAUCUCCAGAGGAUACAUAUCGAGGGGCCAAAGUGGUCCAUGUGUCGCUGGAUGGCUGCCACAUUUCCCCCCCGGAAGGCUUCCUCAUCCGCAAAGGGCCUGGCAACUGUCACUUUGAUUUUGCUCAAGAAAUCCUUUUUGUGGACUACCUGAAGGGCCUACCAGUUGCUCCAGCAUGUGAGAGAACGGAAAUUAAGAAGACGGAACAGGCUAGCAUGGACUAUGAAGCUCCCUUAAUGCCUUCUGGUUUCAUCUUCCAGUUCCAGCUUCUAACAAGCUGGGGUGAUCCAUAUUACAUCGGCUUGAAUGGACUGGAGCUGUAUAAUGAAUGUGGAGAGAAGAUUUUGCUCAAUGAGAACAACAUUGCAGCUUUCCCAGACAGCGUUAACAUUUUAGAUGGUGUCUGUGGAGAUAUCCGUACCCCAGAAAAGCUCAUCGAUGGGGUGAAUGGCACAAACGACGGGAGGCACAUGUGGCUUGCGCCAAUUCUUCCUGGCUUGGUGAAUCGAGUGUAUGUCGUCUUUGAUCUGCCCACUACAGUAUCCAUGAUCAAGCUGUGGAAUUACGCAAAGACUCCACAAAGAGGAGUGAAAGAAUUUGGACUCCUUGUGGAUGACUUGCUUGUAUACAAUGGAAUCUUGGACAUGGUGAGUUACCUGGUCCAUGGCAUCCUCCCGACCUGCGAGCCCAUCAUCCCGUAUCACACCAUUCUCUUCACAGAUGAUGAGAAGAUCUACUGCCAAGAGAAGAACACCAUUAUCAGCAAUCACAUAGAAGAUCAGGACGUGCGGCUAAUGAAUGACAAUCAGGUCAUUGCCUACUCCAAGAAGAAACAGGCUGCUGCUGACCCAGCACUUCGUCCCAAAACCUGCAUGCGAGAGAAAGGAGUCCUACGCGGGACAAGGCAGUGACAGAAGGCAGACUUGGCCCAAACCUCACAGAUGCUACCCGCUCCCCUUCUGAGCUGACCUGCUGGUGCACAAUCCUUGGACCUAGCCUGCAUCUUCUGCCGGGCCCCAACCAAACUAUGGACAGAGCCUUUGCUAGCAUUCCUUCUGUGGUGUUAUUUUGGAUCCAGUGCUGAGGCAAGCAGAAGCACUUUGAUCAGCUGCAGA